Molecule: messenger RNA, 3983 nt
Organism: Episyrphus balteatus (marmalade hoverfly)
Lineage: Eukaryota; Metazoa; Arthropoda; Insecta; Diptera; Syrphidae
Gene: stau
Product: maternal effect protein staufen
Exons: 10
Coding region: 469-3459 (996 amino acids)
Source: RefSeq, a predicted model, not a curated record
UUUAUCAAUUAAAUUUAAGUAAAAUUAAUAAUAUAUAAUAAUUAAAUAUAUAAUAAAAAGUAGUGUUUAGUAUUUUUGUUAAGUGUUUUGUUUCUAAAUAAAAUAAUAAAAAAUUCAAUUGGGACGUCUCUUGUCUACGCCCCUUGUUUGUCGCGUUUUAACAAAAAAAAAUUGAAAAGAAAUUAGAAAAUUUCAGUGAAAAUAUGAAAAAUAUUAAAUAAAAAGUGGAAAAAGUGGUGAAUUAUUCUAUAUAAUUAUUAAUUUUAAGACGUCUAAUGAAAUAACUUGCACACUUUUUCCACACUAUCAAUUUUUCUUGCCCAAAAAUAAAAAAAAUUAAUAUAAAAUAAACCAAAGUAAAACAAAAAGAAGGAAUUUGUUCCAAAGUGAAGAUAAAAAUUAAUAAAUUUACCAACAAUUUAUUAAUUUACAUCUCUGAAAAAUUAAUUGAACAGAUAGCCAUACAACAUGCAGCACCAUUCUAUGCCUCCCCGGCCACAACACAUGCGACAUCCUCCAAUGCAUCAAGGCCCAAUGCACUCAGGACAUCCUCCACCACCACCACAUAUGGGAAUGAAUAUGGGCAUUCCACCACAACAACAACAGUCACUUCACAUGCCAAAUGGGGCAGCAAGACGUGGACCACUUCCACCACAGCCAUAUGUCAUGCCACACAUGAGAGAUCAAAAUAGAUUGGGCCACCAUCAACACUCACAACAACAGCAUCAACUUCCAAGAUUAAACAAUCAAAUGCAACAAAAUCAAAUGCAACAUCACAAGGGAAGACCGCCUCCUCAUGUUGGUGGCGCUGGAGUUGCCUCUGUUGGUCCAUUAAAAUAUCAAAAUGGACAAAAUAACGGUCCUCCUCCAACUUUGAUGAGAAAUAAUUCACAACAAUCUCACCAAGCACCACAAUCAAGACUUCCUGCGCAACAACAACAACAACAACAGCAGCAACUUCCUGUUGUUGCAAACCAGGUUCAAAUAUUAAAAGGACCACCGCCAUUAGAACAACAACAGCAACAUCAAAUGCAACAUGGACAACAUCCAAAAAUAAAUUCAUGUCCACCGCCACCAUCUCAUAUAAACAACCAACAACAAAUUCCUCAUUUAUCUCGACCUCCGCCAGUUCAACAUGCGCAACAAUUCCGACAGCAACAUCCACAUAAACCAAUUCCAGUUGUUAAUCAUGGCAUACCAGCAGAGCAGCAACAACAACAGGUACAACAACCACUACAACAGCAGCAACAACGUGCAUCCCAAAAGUUUUCACAUCCCAGGUCGAUUCUACAGAACCCCAAUAGGAGUAGUCAUCAUCAUAAGAACCACAUUCCUCUAAAAACUCCGCUGCCUACAGUCUCAGAGGUUGAAAUUCCUAUUAUAACUUCAGUAAAACCAUCUUUAACUUCAUCAGAUAAACUAUCUGCAACAGCUGAAGAUUUUACUCCUAAGAGUCUGGAAAAGAAACAACCCCCUGUAGAGAACAAAGAUGGUGAAAGUAAUUCCUUAAUACCUGAAUUUAUGUCCGUGGUCAUGAAAGGAGAUGGUGUCUUUCAAACUACAAAAGAAAAGACACCCAUGUGCUUGGUAAACGAAUUGGCUCGUUUCAACAAAAUACAACAUCAAUACCGUCUCACGAGUGAAAAUGGACCCGCACACUGUAAACGUUUCACAGUCACUUUGAAAUUAGGCGAAGAAGAAUACUCAGCGGAAGGAUAUAAGAUCAAAAAGGCCCAACACAUAGCUGCUGCAGAGGCAAUAAAAAAGACUAAAUAUAAGCAUCCACUUCCAAAAACUCGUCGUCCAGAAGAGUCUAGUCUUCGUACUACAAUCACACCUACUGUCGAACUAAACGCACUUGCAAUGAAACUCGGUCAACAGACGUACUACGUCUUUGAUCCACGCACACCUCAAGAUCUUCCAAAUCGAGAUCCUGCUAAUGCUAAUGGUCAAUAUGGUCAGCAAGGGCCUAAUGGUCCACCGCACAACAAUACACGAUUAUCAAGAAAAAUUGAAUUUGUGUCAGGAGGAGGACAGCAGCCACAACAACAAAUAAUGGCUCGUUUUCCUCCUGGAAAACCAAAAUAUCCUGGACAAAUUCCUUCAGUAAAUGGAGUUUCACCGCACUUUGCAAAUGCUCCACCCCCAGAACUUUGUAAAAUCACCCUAAUUGUUGGGAAACAAAAGUUUGUUGGGAGUGGUAGGACGUUACAGUCGGCUAAACAUGACGCGGCAUCAAGAGCCUUGCAAGUUCUGAGAACGCAAGCGGCAAAUAAAUUUAAAGAAAUCCUCACACGAACUGCCAAGGAAGGUGAAUGGAAGUCACCAAUAUCUCUAGUCCACGAGAUUGCCAUCAAACACAAUCUCGGUGUAGCAUUUAAGGUUUUACGUGAAGAGGGUCCAGCACACAUGAAAAGUUUUAUUACAAUUUGUGAAGUUGGAGACAUUGUUACCGAAGGUGAUGGCAAUGGCAAAAAAGUCUCGAAAAAGCGUGCUGCCGAAAAGAUGCUGGAGGAGUUGAAAAAACUUCCUCCACCUUCGCCAUCUAACUCGCCGCCAGUGAAACGAAUUAAAGUUAAAAGUUUCAAACGGAAAACAUCACCAACACCGAGGAAGAGGAACUCAAUCAGAGAAAAAACCGACAGUGAAUGCGCCGAAGAUACAAAUCCGAUAUCGCGAUUAAUUCACAUUCAGCAGAGUCGCAAUGAAAAAGAACCCACCUACGAGUUGAUCUCAAGGAUAAGUGAAUCUAAAAAAAGAGAAUUUGUAAUGGAAGCAACUGUACCGGGGCAGGUUGCUCGUGGAUCUGGUAUAACUAAAAAGUUGGCCAAACGAAAUGCUGCGCAGAAUCUACUGAUUGCAAUGGGAUUCGAAGUAGCUGUAGACAAUGAAAACGAAAAUGAAAAUGAAGAAAAUAAUAGUCAAGUUGCGAAUAAAAAUCCAGACGCAAAACCUGUUCGAAAAGUUAAAUUUAGUGAAAACAACAAUUCGAAUGAAACUUUAAAUGCAAAUUCUGUUUCUCCUAAUGGAACUGGCGGACCAUCGGGAAGACAGAUUGUACCUGGGGUUAUUUUAUUACGACAACAUAGUAAAGAUUCUGAUGAAGUGGAACACACGGAAGAUGCUGAAGCUGCAGCAUCAGUAAACACACCAAAAGCAUCUUCACCACCGGCGCAGAAGAAAUGUUCAUUACCUACUGCUGGAACAUCUGUUCGACCUAAGGAUCAGCUUUUGUACUUAGCCCAAAUUCUUGGUUUUCAGGCAAACUUUUCAGAUUAUCCCAAAGGCAAUCACAAUGAGUUUCUCACCAUUGUCACAUUAUCGACAGCACCGCCACAAAUUUGUCAUGGUGUUGGCUUGAAUAUUGAAGAAUCUCAAGAUCAGGCUGCUUCUGCUGCACUACAAAUUCUUAGCAAAUUAGGAUUGGAUAACAUCAAACCAACACCAGCAGAUGAUUAAAAUUAUAGAGAAUCCUAGUGAAAUUGUCCUCAAUCUAUUUAUUAAAAAAAAAAAACACCCACAAAAAACAAAAAGUGAUUUUGGUCCAAGAAAAAGAUUCCCCUCUCCAUUAUCUACAAUAUUUAUUUAUCUAAUUAUUCUAAUUCAUAGUUAUGUUAUUUAUUAAUUAAUUAUUUGUUAUUUUGUUUAAAGCCAAGUUAUUAGUUUUUUUUUUUUCUUUUGUUUUCAACAUUAUGUCCCGUCCAAUUGAAUUAAAAAAAAAUAAUAAACAAACUCUAAAAUGUACAUUGAGAAUCCAAAUAAAUUGUAAGAUUAUUGCUGAUUGGGCGACAAUUUCCAUUAAAGUGAAAUUUAAUAUCUCACAUCAUGUAAGCACACGAAAUUAUUUAUUCUUCCUAUAUCAUCAAACAAAACUGCAAUACUUACACCUUUUUUGUUGUAAAUUUUAAUUUUAAAAAAUGAAAUAAAAAAAAAUUUGUUAUGCGAACAAAAAACUAAACGAAAACAUUUUUAUUAUUUAUUUA